Messenger RNA from Solanum verrucosum, 1191 nucleotides. Its product is annotated as GDSL esterase/lipase 1-like. Bases 1 to 1191 code for a protein of 396 amino acids. The transcript has 5 exons. The record is from RefSeq and is a predicted model, not a curated record. Gene Ontology annotation, molecular function: hydrolase activity, acting on ester bonds. NCBI's taxonomy places the organism in Eukaryota, Viridiplantae, Streptophyta, Magnoliopsida, Solanales, Solanaceae.
AUGGCUUUGAUGUCAAGUUUGUGCAUCUUUGUUUUGGUUACACAUUUUGCCACACCAAUUGUGUGCCAUGAAAGACCUCAUCAAGCUGCCCUUUUUGUGUUCGGUGAUUCGAUUUUCGAUUCUGGAAAUAAUAAGUACAUCAACACCACUGCUGACUUGCGGGGAAGUAAUUACUUUCCUUAUGGAGAAUCAUUCUUUAAGCACCCUACUGGCAGGGCGUCUAAUGGACGCCUGAUUCCUGAUUUUAUCGCUGAAUAUGCUAAUUUGCCAUUUAUUCCGCCGUAUUUUGAAAUUGGGAAGAAACAUUUGGUUCAUGGAGUAAACUUUGCAUCAGGCAGUUCUGGUAUUUUGGCUGAAACUAGUCGUGCCAUUAUUCUAAAAAGUCAGUUGAAAUUAUUCCAAAAUGUGGGAAAACUGUUGCAGAAGAAAGUGGGUGAAACAGAGUCGAAACAGAUCCUCUCCAAUGCUGUAUAUAUUUUUAGCACUGCCAAUAAUGAUUUCCUUUUCCCUUUAUUAGCAAAUUUGACUUCUCCAUAUUCCGAUACAGAAUAUCUACACAUGGUUAUGGGAAAUUUGACUUCUGUUUUAAAGGGAGUUUAUAAACAAGGAGGGAGAAAGUUUGUGAUGUUUAAUUUGGGUCCAUUAGGUUGUCUCCCUUCUAUGAGGGCUCUCAACCUUCAAAAAGGAGUUAAAAAUGGAAGUUGCAUGGAGAAGGCCACAAACAAGGCGAAAAUGUUUAAUUCAGCUCUCCCAAGAAUGUUCAAACAACUAGAGAAGCAAUUGCCUGGAUUUAAGUAUACAAUAUUCAACUUCUUCAAAGUAUUUGCAGAUAGUAUUCAUAAUCCAACAAAAUACGGUUUUAAGAUAUCAGAGACGGCUUGUUGUGGAACGGGUCCAUUUCGAGGGAUUCUUAGUUGUGGAGGGAUGAGGCGGGUAAAAGAGUACAAGUUAUGUGAAAAUGUGAAAGAUUACUUGUUUUUCGAUUCUUUUCAUCCCACUGAGCUGGCCUACCAACAAUACACAAAACUACUGUGGAAUGGAACUCCAGAUGUUGUAGCACCUUACAACCUAGAAUCCUUUUUUAAACUUUCAACAUCAUCAUUAUCAUCAUCUAUUAUUAUAAGUGGAAAGCUCCAAAGUAAAAAAGUUGAAUUACCAUUUUACCUUUAUGCUAAAUCCAAAUGUUAUUAG